CUGGUUCUCGGCACGUGGUCCCCUCCUCCAUCUUCAAAUCUCUCCCUGAAACUGACUCGACUUUCUUGCCUCAGUUUCAUUUAUAAGGGCCCUUGUGAUUACACUGGCUCCACUCAGUCCAGAAUAACCUCCCAUCUCAAGAUUAGCUGGAUAGCAACCUUAAUUCCAUCUGCAAUCUUAAUUUCCCUUUGCCAUGUAACAAAACACAUUGAACAGGUUGUGGGGAUUAGGAGGUGGACAUCUCUGGGCGUGGGGAAGAGAAACAUUACGCUGCCUACCAUCCCAGCUAGACAGGACAAGAAAGAAAAGGCAAAUAUGCAAAUGAUAGCUGGAACUUUAAUGAGGUACCAGAUUGGACUAACAUAGAGCCAAGCUUCCUGCUCCAGGAACACCAGGGGACAGACGGCAGGUGGCGGGGUCCGCCCAAGCAACCACGUUUAUCCCCUCCUGUUACUGAAGAGAAAAAUGUCUUCAGAUAACCAGUGGUCAGCAGACGAGGAAGAAGGCCAACUCUCCCGACUGAUCAGGAAAUCUAGAGACUCUCCCUUUGUCCCCGUGGGAAUAGCAGGCUUUCUGACUGUGGUGUCUUAUGGUCUUUACAAGUUAAAGUACAGAAAAGAUCAGAAAAUGUCCAUCCAUCUUAUUCACAUGAGAGUUGCUGCCCAAGGAUUUGUUGUAGGAGCUGUGACUCUAGGUGUUCUCUAUUCUAUGUAUAAGGAUUACAUCAGACCUCGAUUCUUCAAUGCGUCCAAAAAAUGAAGCUACACAUAAGACAAGAAGGCUUCUAAAAACUAUUAUGAAGAAUAAAAUUUCAAUAUGUAGCAAA
This is a messenger RNA of Canis lupus familiaris (dog), 826 nucleotides long. It is a transcript of the gene HIGD1C, whose product is annotated as HIG1 hypoxia inducible domain family member 1C. The coding region runs from base 466 to 759 and encodes 97 amino acids. Lineage: Eukaryota; Metazoa; Chordata; Mammalia; Carnivora; Canidae. The record is from RefSeq and is a predicted model, not a curated record. Gene Ontology annotation, biological process: mitochondrial respirasome assembly. Gene Ontology annotation, cellular component: mitochondrion. The transcript is spliced from 5 exons.